ACUCAUGUAUGUACAUUCGCUUUAUACAUAUUUGUAAUUCAUAGACGGAAAGAUCAUGGCGAUGGCGUAAUAAAAAAAAAAGACCCAUUCUCUUUAUAAUUGCGUUUUGCGAAAUUCACAAUACAUUCGACUGCUAAUUCUUCAAAAACCGACCAACCAUCAACCAUCUUGGCAUAAUCGUCGUAUUGCGCCUUGUGCUGUGUGUGGCGCUGGAUAAAAUAAACGAGAACGGGAAAUAUAUAAUCGAACGGACUUGUAUAUACAUUUACGAUGUCUAUAUAUAACAAGUACAAUUGGAGCAAUUGGGGCUUUCUCAUUUUUACUGGCGAAAAGCAACGGAGAUAAACUGUCAAACUGUCAAACACACUGUCCGCGAUCCGUGAUAUACACGAGUGACGAGCGGUGAAAUCUGAAUCAUCAAAGCUUCCUUUUGUAAAGAGAAUGGACAAUUUCGAAGGAGAAAGCAAAAAGGAGACUAGUAGGGAUGAUGGAAGGCAAGGUGCUGGACGCGGACAUCGUGUCUGGGAUGGACUGUCGCAAAAUAAUACGACACUUAGGCGACCACAUUGCGCGUCAGCUGGUAAUCAACCCAGUGCAGAAUCCCUCUCACCGAUAACUGCAGAACAUAAUCUCAAAGAAAAGAAAUUCCGGCUUGUCCCGUUGUCACCGCAAGCGGCUGAGUUUGUCCCAAGAUCCUACAAGUUACCACAGACUUCUUCAUCACAGCCUCAUGUAGCAGAAUCAAACACAUUCCCUUCUCGUCAACUUAUCCAUCAACACGCAAAGAGUUCUAUACAAGAUAGACUCAAACGCGCUCGUGAAACACCACCGAGUGUAAAUGUACCUCCGUCACAUCUAAGAACAUCCGAUGAUCUAAUGGAUGACAAUGCUCUUGAAGAAGCUUUGCAACUACAGUGCAACAUGGAAAAUUCAGACAUGGGAAAUUAUGAUAAAUAUACAGAUGAUCGAUGCAAUUUGAAUGAGAAUAAGAAAAAAGAAGAGGAACAAAAUAAGGAAGAAGAAGCUUACAAUUUUCAAAUUUGUCAACGUCUAAAUGAUAUUAUCAAUAUUUUAAUUGUAAAUCCUGCAGAAUUCACCAGCUUAAUUCCACCAUUUAUCAACAAACUUAGGUGGGACCAAAACAUGCGAUGCCUACAAGCGAUUGUAACGACCAUAAUUGAAUCGUCUAUAGCUGAAAGCAAUUUUCGAUAUAAUGGAGCCCGAUUCUGUAAAUAUCUCGAUAAUACUUUAGAAGACUGCAAAGAACUAUUUAUGUUCUCCAAAGAAUUAUUCAGGGAUUUAUUAUAUUUCCAAUGUAGAUUGGAGACUCGAUUCGAAGAUGCUGAGUGGCAAAGGCAAAGCGAAGAGGAACGCGAUCAAAAGAAGUGCAAUGGACUAAUCUUGUUUUUAGCAGAGUUGGUUGCCCAAAUGGAUGAAUCUUAUGCUUUCACUUUAGGAGAACUCUUGGUAUGGUUUAUUACUAAGGUACUGCAGAGACCAGCAUCAAAUUCUGUCAAGUACAUAUGCCAAGCACUUAAAUUGGCAGGUCAUGUAUUGGAAAAAGAUAAGAGUAUGAGUAAAGAUAUGGAAAAUAUGAUGCGGGUGCUGACGGAACUGGUAAAUAAUGGGCAAGUUGAUACGCAUGUAGGAAAUAUGGUAAACAACGUUCACGAAUUACGAAAGGAUUGGGGAAGAAGAGUGUCUAAUUGUGAUUUAUCUGGAACAAGCAACGCAUUGUCAAAUAAAGUACACCAGCAAUUGGACCAACUAGGUGCAUCUAAUUAUAACUCAUCUGGAAUUAACACUGAAUCAUUAAGAGAAGUACAGCUGGAUCCAGUAAUGUAUGGUCCUGAUGGCGAAAUUUUAUCUGCAGAGGAAAGUAAAUUUCUUCAAGACAACAUCAAAUUGGAUUUUGAUCAGCGGACAUCUGACGAAGAAUACGAUGAUGAUAAUUACGAUGACGAAAUUGCGACCGCUUACGAAGAGUUUUUGAAAGAUAAAUCGAAAUAAAGUGCAAGAUAAAAUUGAUGUAACCUCGGAGAUUAUAUUAUGACUUGGAUAUUUCUCUAUAGAUGUAUAAAUAUUUGUUUAAAAAUGUUGCGAUUAAAAGAGAAAUUGGAUUCUACUACAAUGUGAACAUUAAAAAAGCCAAAUACAAAAAAUAUCUGCAUUUUAAA
Cataglyphis hispanica is the source of this 2177-nucleotide messenger RNA. It is a transcript of the gene Paip1, whose product is annotated as polyadenylate-binding protein-interacting protein 1. Gene Ontology annotation, biological process: regulation of translational initiation. Gene Ontology annotation, molecular function: RNA binding; translation activator activity; protein binding. Bases 442 to 2010 code for a protein of 522 amino acids. The record is from RefSeq and is a predicted model, not a curated record. The transcript has 10 exons. Lineage: Eukaryota; Metazoa; Arthropoda; Insecta; Hymenoptera; Formicidae.